Molecule: messenger RNA, 2926 nt
Organism: Phragmites australis (common reed)
Lineage: Eukaryota; Viridiplantae; Streptophyta; Magnoliopsida; Poales; Poaceae
Exons: 6
Coding region: 205-2625 (806 amino acids)
Source: RefSeq, a predicted model, not a curated record
CUUCGUUCGUACCCCCAGCCCUAACUGGUCGAUCUUCUCCCUUCCCCGUUCCCCUGACCGCCGCCGCCGAGCACGUGCGCCUCCAUGCCUCCCCCCGCCGGGGCGCAGCUCGCCGGCCACCUCGAAGGCGUUCUCCUCUCGUAGUCGCCUUCCUCAUCCCCUCUACUGGACCGGCGUGGAGUGGAUUGGUUUCUUCUGUUCACGAUGACUAGGUGGGACGAAAUUUUGACUCUUCCAGUUCAGAACCCACACACGAUGGAGUUCUCAGCGGCAGAUAUCAUGUGGUCCAUGGUUGAGGGCUGGAGGGAUUCUAUGGACAGACUUGCGCUUAUUCCAUAUUCUCGGGUGAAUGACUUUGUCAGAGGAGAAUCGAACAAUAAAGAUUGCCCUACAAGAUUUCAUGUCGAAGCGCGGAGAAGGCGUCCUCCAACAAUGAACUGCAAACCAAAAGUUGAUGGGAUACUUGAGUACAUUCUGUAUUGGUGUUCUUUUGGUCCAGACGAUUAUAGAAAGGGUGGUAAUGUCCGGCCUAGUAGGCCCUUUUCAGAAAAGAGGAAAACACCUGCUGGUCGCCCAAAUACAAAGAGGGGCUGUGUUUGCCAUUUUAUUGUGAAGCGUUUGAUUGCGGAACCAUCAGUGGCUCUUGUGAUAUAUAACCACAAUAAGCAUGUAGAUAAGAAAGGCAUGCCCUGCCAUGGUCCUAUGGACAAGAUGGCUAUAGGGACGAAGGCAAUGUUUGCACCAUACAUAUCCGAUGAGCUACGUCUACAAGUUAUGUCUUUGCUAUAUGUUGGUAUUCCAGUGGAGACCAUAAUGCAGAGGCAUACUGAAAUGGUUGAAAAGCAAGGAGGGCCAUCAAAUCGAGAUGAUCUUCUUACUCACAGAUAUGUUAGGAUACUGGAAAGGAAAAUACGGCGUUCUGUUUAUGAGCUUGCUGAUGAUGACGCUGUUAGUAUUGACUUAUGGGUUGAAACUCACCAGGAGUAUAUAUUUUUCUAUGAAGACUUUUCAGAUACGGACACCUUUGUCCUGGGUAUUCAGACAGAUUGGCAGCUCCAGCAGAUGAUUCAGUAUGGCAACCGUAGUUUACUGGCUUCUGAUUCGAGGUUCGGAACAAACAAGUUAAAGUAUCCUGUACACAGCAUCCUUGUUUUCGACCAGCAGAAAAAUGCAAUUCCUGUUGCUUGGAUCAUUACUCCUGAUUUUGCACAUGGUGAAAUAUAUAGAUGGAUGGGUGCUCUUUAUGAUCGAGCUCAUACAAAAGAUCCGACAUGGCAGUUGGGCGGCUUUAUUAUUGAUGAUCCCUUAGUGGAUGUUCGCACAAUAAGUAUGCUGAGCAGGGAGGUGUUCCAGUGCCCGGUGCUGAUUAGUUUAUGGCGUAUCCGGCAUGCUUGGCACAAAAAUUUAGUCACUAAGUGUUCAGACAUUGAGAAGCGUUCAGCGAUGGCCAAACGUCUUGGAGAUGUAAUAUCCAGUAUAUGCAGAGGAAAUGGUCAUGUUGAAUUAUUUGAAGCCUUUCUGCAAGAUUUUGUUGAUUGCUCUGGUUUUCUAGACUACUUCAAAGCUCUAUGGUCUCCAAGACUUGGGGCAUUGACAACUGUCUUAAAGGCCACCCCAUUGGCCACCGCAGAGGUGGCUUCAGCAAUCGAGAGUUACCAUCACUUGCUAAAACUCCGGCUAUUGAAUGAGGCGGAUGAAAGUGUCUACUGGCGUGCAGAUUGGUUGGUUCAUAAGUUGGGUACAAAGGUCCAUUCUUACUACUGGUUGGAUGCAUACGCAGGAAAGGACAGCUUUUCACGUUACUGGAGGAGUGAAUGGAGAAGUGGCCCAAAUCCAUGGCGCCAGGGAUUACAAAUUCCAGAUUCUGAUGUUACUGUUGAAGGCAACUGUGCCAGAGUGAUCUGCCAGAAAAAUAAGGAGAAGUCCCAUGUCGUACUGAAUCCAGGUUCUGAGUUUGCGUUGUGCGAUUGUAGCUGGUCAAGGAAGGGGAACCUUUGCAAACAUUCAAUAAAGUCGACCAAGGUCUACAGGGACAGGGGAUUGGCACCACCAUCUAUGGCACUGUUUCGCUAUUACCAGGCAUUGGCAAAUCUUGUUCAUUGCCCGCCCAGUGAUACUGUGAUUAGUGAUCAUGCAAUGGCUGUGGCAGUUUCUGUUAGAACACAGUUAGAUGCAUUGUUUUGCACCACUAAUGGUAACUCUUCAAAUAGACCAGCUUUCAGUGAUCCCCAAUCAGCCACUACGCCAAGAGAAUGUGAAAUUGUGGAAGCCAACACCGAGAAUGGCGUGUGUGCAAGUCAAUCCCAGGCUGCUUCUGGUGACGAUGAAGAGGUACCCAUAGAUCAGGACAGUCCGUCUUGCAAGAAAAGAAAGUCAGGAGAAGCUUCUGGUGACGACGAAGAGGUUUCCACAGAUGAGGACAGUCCGGCUCACAAGAGAAGAGAGGCCGGGGAAGCUUCUAGUGACGAUGAAGAGGUUUCUACAGAUCAGGCCAGUCCAGCACGUGAGAAAACAGAGUCAGGAGAAGCUUCUGAUAAUGAAGGAACUUCGGCGACCCAAGCAACUGAUGGACUGAAUGAUUCUUGUCCCAAGGUUAGAUUAGCUGAGGGGCCGGGCGGGACAUGACCCUUCACAAACAUUAGGCUAGGUUAUUUUUUCCCCCUGAAAGCGCCUAGAAUAUCGGGCGGCUUGUAAAUUUCGAGCUAGUGAAAAAUUGAUCAGAUUAGCAUGAUUCAAUUGUUUAAUUAGCUAGCUGCUGCAUUUGUUAAUCAUGCAUGGAAGGCAGCAUAAACCAGUGUUAUCCUAAUGAAUAAGGUCAUUGUGUAAAUUCUGGAGAGCACAACAAUGACAAGUUACAGUCUAACUGUUGAUACAACAUUGAAAAGCUAAUGACUGUGUGAAAAUAGAAUUUGGAUCCUAAAGCUUA